This is a messenger RNA of Rubroshorea leprosula, 2510 nucleotides long. The record is from the annotation of a GenBank genome assembly. NCBI's taxonomy places the organism in Eukaryota, Viridiplantae, Streptophyta, Magnoliopsida, Malvales, Dipterocarpaceae.
UCCAUUUUUUCUUCUUGAAUAUUCACACACUCACAAGUAGUCUAUCUCUCUAGGAUUUCUGUUUUCAACUAUAUACAUGCAAAGAUAUAGGUGAAUUUGUACAUCAAAACCAUAGAUUUCAUAGUUCGAGAUUCAUAUAAACCAGAGAGAUAGGGAAAGGAACAGAGAAAACUGGGGUGGGUGAAGUGGAACCGAACAAAAAAGAACAAAAAAAGAAGAUAGGAAGGUUGUAGAGACAUGUUGGCUGGGUGUUCUAGUUCUACAUUGCUGUCACCGAGGCAUAGAUUGAGGAGUGAACCACCAGCACAAUUUCAAGCUUGCCAUUUCCCAAUGAACACACAGAGACUGGACUUGCCAUGUAGCUUUCCUCGCAAAGACACUUCACGCUCGCAGAGCAUUAGGCCGGUGGGCCUUUCCGUUGAAAAACCACUUGAAUCCAAGACCAGCAGCUGUUCUCUCAAGCCGACUAUCCGGCUACCGCCGUUGGCAACCAGCGCACAAUCGACAUUUGAAGGAAGGAGAGAGAUUAAGGAAAAGUUUUGGGAGAAGGAUAAGAGUUUGAAGAGGUUGGCAGAACAGAGUUUGGGUGAUGAUUCUUGCAUUAACAGGGUGAAGAGGAAGAAGGGUAGCAGUGAUAAUGGGAAUUCUGAUGAUGGUUUGGGGUUGGGUCCCGAGAAUUUCUGGUUUCAAACAAGCUUCACAGGCCAAAACCCUCCUCAUGUUCCUUUCUCCCUGACUUGUUCAGGGGAUGAAGAAAGGGUCUGUUUUGUGCCUGGUGAAGUGAUAUCACCUCCUUUGCCUCUUUCCAACACUCCCUGGAUCAAUUCAGUUAUUGAGAUCGCAGAGUUGGGUGAAAAGGAAGUUGAAACAAUCCAGGGACAGGGACCGGAAGCUUCAGGAUCAAGUACUUCGUCAGACAGCCAUAGCUUGGGCCUCAGAUUAAAUGACAAUGGCACGGAGCAUGAAGUUGGUAAUGGCUCGGGACAUCCUUAUCCGCAUGAAGGCGCCAGUGUGGAGGCCGGUCAGGAGGACAACGACAAUGGUGAGCAUCAGGGGUUUGAGCUUGUCAGCCUACUCACAGCUUGUGUUGAAGCAAUUGGAUCGAGGAAUAUGGCUCUAAUCAACCACUUCAUAGCUAAGCUGGGGGAUCUUGCUUCUCCAAGGGGAAGUCCCAUAAGCCGUUUAACAGCUUACUAUACAGAAGCUCUUGCUCUUCGAGUCACGAGGCUUUGGCCUCUUACUUUUCACUUGACUAUUCCUCGAGAGCUUGAUCGUGUGGAUGAUGACAAUGGGACUGCAUUGAGGCUAUUGAAUCAGGUAAGCCCGAUUCCAAAGUUUGUUCAUUUCACAUCGAAUGAGAUACUGCUGAGAGCAUUCGAAGGGAAAGACAGGGUUCACAUCAUAGACUUUGACAUCAAGCAAGGACUUCAGUGGCCUAGCCUGUUUCAGAGUUUGGCUUCUAUGACUAAUCCUCCGAGCCAUGUUAGAUUAACUGGCAUUGGUGAGUCCAAGCAAGAGCUAACUGAAACUGGAGACAGGCUUGCGGGAUUUGCUGAGGCAUUGAAUUUGCCUUUCGAGUUCCAUCCAGUGGUGGACAGGCUGGAGGAUGUGAGGCUAUGGAUGCUUCAUGUCAAGGAGAAGGAGAGUGUGGCUGUAAAUUGUAUGUUUCAACUGCACAAGACGCUCUAUGAUGGGGAUGGAGGUGCACUUAGGGACUUUUUGGGGUUGAUCCGAAGCACAAACCCUUCAGUAGUCAUCAUGGCUGAGCAAGAAGCAGAACACAAUGUACCCCAUCUAGAAACAAGAGUCUCCAAUUCAUUGAGAUACUACUCCGCCAUAUUUGACUCAAUCGAUUCUAGCCUUCCCUUGGACAGUCCGGUUAGGAUCAAAAUAGAGGAGAUGUUUGCGAAGGAAAUUAGAAACAUCAUUGCAUGCGAAGGAAGUGACAGGCAUGAAAGGCAUGAGAGUUUUGAGAAGUGGAGGAAAUUGAUGGAGCAAGGAGGGUUUUGGUGCAUGGGGAUCAGGGAGAGGGAACUGCUUCAGAGCCAAAUGCUGUUGAAGAUGUACUCACGCAACAACUACAGCGUCAAGAUGCAAGGGCAGGAUGGCGCAGCACUUACUCUAAGUUGGUUAGAUCAGCCACUGUAUACAGUCUCAGCUUGGGCACCAGUUGAUGUUGCAGGCAGCUCAUCCUCAUUUUCUCAGCCAAGUUGAUCGAUUGCAGCAGCAGACUUCUUUUUCUUCACACAUUCAAUUACUUUCCAUACAAUUCUUGCAUACAGAAAAGGAUACAGAAUUCUUUGUAGGUAGAGAAUCGGUCAUUACAAUUCUUUCAUUCUUUUCUUGCAGAUAAGAUAUUGUCAGUCAGAUUGUAGCUUCUUCAUACCAAAAUGUCAGUUCUUUUUCAUACCAGAAUUCUAGCUUCAGUAUGUAGUAUUCAAAGUCAAAUUUGUGUUUAUUUAUUGAUUCUUAUGUAUUACUAGUAUUAUGAAUGAAAUACAGUUCUGUCA